This is a messenger RNA of Trichophyton rubrum CBS 118892, 1167 nucleotides long. RefSeq lists its product as uncharacterized. The coding region runs from base 1 to 1167 and encodes 388 amino acids. NCBI's taxonomy places the organism in Eukaryota, Fungi, Ascomycota, Eurotiomycetes, Onygenales, Arthrodermataceae. The transcript is spliced from 2 exons. The record is from RefSeq and is a predicted model, not a curated record.
AUGAGGCGCCACUCAAAGAGCCGGGAACCCCGCCCAGCUCCAUCUACUUCGAAAGAUGGCCUCUCUUCUAUGUUUUCUCGAGUCCCGCUCCUUCAUGGCGUUUCUACGGUAGAGGAGUCUCUGCAGAACUUGACAAUGGGUGAUCAUAUCCCGGGGCUUCUUAUUCCAGUUGCUUUCCUUUCUUCUCUAAGGACUAAUCUACAAAUAUCUACUUUUCCGGAUGAUGCAAGCUAUAACCCUUACUCUCCUUAUGGUAUCUCCAUAGAGAACGGUCUUGACGCAUCAUGCACUCCCCUUUAUGGUUCAUCAGGGAGCCAGGAAGGCUUGCAUUCACUACCAGCCGUCCAGAGACUGGCACGAAGAAACUCUAGGGCCACAAAUCCUUCAUGCGUUGAUUCAGCUGGUACCCUACCUACCGAAUGCCAUCUCGCCGUAUACCCUACGCAGUCCGAGGAAGAAAUUACAUCUGCCCUUGGGCUAAUCUCAGAGAGUGUCUCUCAGCAACGAAUACUGGCCGUCAGAGCAAUCAUUUCACACCCCGCAGUGAUUGCGGCUGGAAUACUAUUUUUCUUAUCGAGUUCUAAAUUUAUUUACUCGGGUUCGCCCGCUGACCUUAUCCUAAUCCUCAGCGUCUGGACGUUGAGCCUCCUUGUUCUGAUCCUGGUGAUCCGCUUUAUGGUCAAGGGAUAUAUGGUCCCAAUCCGGCAGACUCGGGAUAUUAAGUGGCUUUCUCAAGACUCUGUUCAUGGCCUAUCACAUAGACGCGAUGAGGUAUUCGUUGCUCGGGACCCCAACACUGGCAACGGCGAUGAAGGUGGAGAUAUCAUUGGUGUCCUUGUUAUGAGGACCUGUAAGACUGUUACCGACGCCAGUACACCGGGUGUACGACCACGGUCAGCCAGACGGAAGAGCUCUGCUAGAUGGACGGGCAUAAUCCGUGCAUGGACGGUUAGACAGUCCGCUAGAACAAACGGAGUGGGCACAAGGCUACUAGAAGCAGCCACUGCUAAUUGCCGACUUCGGACCCUGGAUGGUCCCAUGUUUGCUGACGAUCAUGCCCAUUCGAAGCGCUUUCUACCAGGGAUAUUUAAUAUCGGUUUUGAUAAGCAAGAUGCAUGGGCACGGAGCUUUCUGAAGCAUACUAUUAUGAAGGAAAGGAACAAGUAA